This is a messenger RNA of Notechis scutatus (mainland tiger snake), 1360 nucleotides long. RefSeq names its product microfibril associated protein 3 like (gene MFAP3L). Lineage: Eukaryota; Metazoa; Chordata; Lepidosauria; Squamata; Elapidae. The record is from RefSeq and is a predicted model, not a curated record.
CGAAGCUGCCUCUUGGUCUAGAUUUUGUUUGCUUUUGAAAUUUGAGGGAUCAAAUUUGAUAGGCUGCUCCAGCCUGGUAUAUUUCCCAGUUCCAGGUCCACUAAUUGUGAUUGGCAGAUAUAUUUGAAGACAGGUGAACAUGUUCAAGAGCCACCUUGUUUUGUAUUACUGGACCAUCUUUCAUGUUUUCAAUUUAUUAGCAGUAUGGACAACUGCUGAAGAUGUCAUUAACAGCACUUUAAAUUACACAGACCUGCUGACAGGAUCUGUACCGAUGAUAAUCUCCAGAAUUGACCAUAUCAUAGUCAAGGAAGGUUAUAGUGCCUUGAUUGACUGCAAUGUUCAAGGUUAUCCAGAACCAGUGUACAAGUGGUACAACUCAAAUGGCCAUUUGGUGAAAGAAGAUGGUGACAGAGCAGGAAAAUGGAUUCUCAAUAGCGGGCAACUAAAUAUUACCAGUGUGUCAUUUGAAGAUCGAGGAAAAUACACAUGUGUUGCUUCUAACAUCUAUGGCAAAAUGAAUAAUACUGUCACCCUGAGGGUUGUAUUUACCGCUGGAGACAUGGGGAUCUACUACAUGAUUGUAUGUCUUGUAGCAUUUACAGUUGUUUUGAUCUUAAAUAUUACUAGACUAUGCAUGAUGAGUAGCCACUUGAAAAAGACUGAGAAAGCGAUCAAUGAUUUUUUUCGGACGGAAGGAGCUGAAAAGCUGCAAAAAGCUUUUGAGAUUGCUAAGCGCAUCCCAAUCAUCACCUCAGCAAAAACUCUUGAGCUUGCCAAAGUAACCCAGUUUAAGACAAUGGAGUUUGCCCGCUACAUUGAGGAAUUAGCUAGAAGCGUUCCUCUACCACCUCUUAUUAUGAAUUGUAGGACUAUCAUGGAAGAAAUCAUAGAAGUAGUCAAAUUAGAGGAACAAGGCCAUAAAUUUGUGCAACAAUCAGCUGUGGGGCAAGGGAUCACGGACCCUGAUGAAAUGUACAUGAUUCCCAGUCCCCUAAAGCGUAGUGACUCUUUUGCCGCUGAUUCAGAUGCAUCUUCUUUGCAUGAACCACCACUCAAGAUUGCUAUAAAAGUCUCAGUUCACCAAUUAACUAAGAAGGACUGUAUUGAUCACCCGACACAGGAUAGUAUAGUUUUAGAAAUGGAAGAAGAGAAAGAAGUUGCUCAGGUACAGGCACAACCUAGUGACCUGGUCUUGGACCCUUCUACUGAAUUCAACUCAACAGAGACAAUUGUGGGAAGCAGCAAGGACACAUGUACUAUGUAUGAAACCCAUUUAUGAACAUUUAUCAGCAAAUGUAUAUUGAUAAACAUAGUGAUAAAAUGAGGUGGCAGGGUUGAUAAGCCUUAUCUGAACACC